AUGUCGUCUCUCGAGGCAAAGAUCGUCGUCCUCGGCUCCCAAAAUGUCGGCAAGACGAGCCUCGUCAUGCGCUAUUGCAAGGGCGCCUUCAACCCGGCCCAGACAACAUCCACCGUCGGCGCGAGCUUCAUGACCAAGCGCGUCGUCGAUAGCGAUACCGACACCGUGGUGCGGCUACAGAUCUGGGAUACCGCCGGCCAAGAACGCUUCCGCUCCAUCUCCCGCCUCUACUACCGUGGCGCCAACGCCUGCAUUCUCUGCUACUCCAUCACAGACGCCCAGUCCUUUACCGAAAUGGGCGUCUGGCUCACCGAGCUCCGCCGCAACCUACCCGGCGACGUCGUCCUCCACGUCGUCGGCACGAAAGCAGACAUCGUCGCCCGCGACCCCUCCCGCCGCGAAGUCCCCUUUGAGCGCUGCAUAGCCUACGUCGCAGAAAACCUCGCUCCCGGCCUGGCCUCGACACCGCCCCCGACGGCGACCUCCAGCGGCAUGCCCUCCCUUCUCUCCUCCUCCGACCCGCGCCAGUCCUCCUCGCAGGUCCACCAGAGCACGAGCACAUUCGGCGGCGGCGGACCAAGCGGAGGCGAGCCGCGCAGCCCGUCCUCGAAACGCAGUUCCGGGUUCUGGGGCCAGGAGGUCGGCUGGGACGCGUGCCACGAGAUCAGCGCUGAGAGCGGCGAGGGUGUGGAGGAGGUGUUCCGCGUCGUGACGAGGAAGCUCGUCGAGCAGAACCGCAAGAUGCAGCAGGCGCUGUUGCUGGCUACGGCUACGCCUGGUACGCCCGGGUACGAGACGGGCAUGGACGGCGGGUACUUUGACGGUAUGAAUCCCAGGGGCAGCUUCCGGGUCGGACGGGACCGGCGGAGCUGGCUGUUUUCGCCAAACUUUUCGCCUGCUGUUACGGUUGAGCAGGGUGGGACGGAGCAGGACGCCGAUGAGGGUGCUGGGAAAUCACGGAGGAAGUGUUGUUGA
Molecule: messenger RNA, 975 nt
Organism: Colletotrichum acutatum
Lineage: Eukaryota; Fungi; Ascomycota; Sordariomycetes; Glomerellales; Glomerellaceae
Product: P-loop containing nucleoside triphosphate hydrolase protein
Exons: 2
Coding region: 1-975 (324 amino acids)
Biological process (GO): intracellular protein transport
Cellular component (GO): endomembrane system
Molecular function (GO): GTP binding; GTPase activity
Source: RefSeq, a predicted model, not a curated record